Messenger RNA from Protopolystoma xenopodis, 486 nucleotides. NCBI's taxonomy places the organism in Eukaryota, Metazoa, Platyhelminthes, Monogenea, Polystomatidea, Polystomatidae. The record is from the annotation of a GenBank genome assembly.
AUGUUUUGGACAGAACUGGCCUCUCCGAAAAAGCGCUAUUCGCCUCGUCCACAUUCUACCUUAGUUGAUGAGGAUUCACUAUGGCUGAACCCGAAUCUUGGAAACCGGCGUCAAUCCUCACCGAUCCAUCUGGAGGGCAUGUCUACAUCUGUUUCCAACACUAAUCACUCUACUUCCACUAUCCUAGCGGCUGCUACCGCCCUUUCCCGAUUUGGACAAUCGACGUCUAAGUAUGAAAUCAAUCCAAGGCUCAAACAAGGUUGCCAAGAUGACAGUAGAAUUGGCCUUUCUAGUUCAUCCAUCAUGGCUGUGAAUGAUUAUCAUGGAAACUAUGAUAAUAGUAAUAAAGGAAUUUCUAUGACGGAAGCUGCCUCUAUACACAAUUCCAAACAUUCCCAGAGUCACAGGACGAAAAAAGCUACAUCUACUUCCGACACAUCCGGUAACUCUUUGUCCAUUAUUAGUGUGCCUUUUAUGUGUGAUUGA